Zymoseptoria tritici IPO323 is the source of this 2077-nucleotide messenger RNA. RefSeq lists its product as uncharacterized. Lineage: Eukaryota; Fungi; Ascomycota; Dothideomycetes; Mycosphaerellales; Mycosphaerellaceae. The coding region runs from base 359 to 2077 and encodes 572 amino acids. Gene Ontology annotation, molecular function: amino acid transmembrane transporter activity. The record is from RefSeq and is a predicted model, not a curated record. Gene Ontology annotation, biological process: amino acid transmembrane transport. The transcript is spliced from 3 exons. Gene Ontology annotation, cellular component: membrane.
GGGGCUGGGCUGGGCGUACUGCGCGCGGCGGCCUCGUGCUGGUUCGUCAGAUGGUUGCGUCCAUGAUGGAUCACGUCACACGUCGUGGUAUCGUCGGUAUCUCUGCUGGCCGUUCCCUAGCGCGCAUGCUGUGUGGUUCGACGGCGGGCGACCGUUCGUCUGCUGCUGGGGUGUUGGUAUAAAGACUGCUGCUCGCACGCGACCUUCUCCCCGACCUGCCCUUUGUGUUUCUCCCGUUUGUCCUUCUUUCCUUUCGCGACCAAGGGAGUCCCCAUCUUCCUCUCGCUGACGUCCUACCACCCUCCCCCUUCAACCUCACCUCUCUCCCACACAUCCCUCCCAUCAUUGGCCGCCUGCCAUGAACGCUCACAGCAAUAUGGACGCCGAAAAGGCCUUCGACCCUAACCUCAAACACGAGGUUGAGGUCCCUUCCGGCUCGGACGAUGGCCAUGGCACAUACGAGGAGCGUCCUCCCUUCAUGACCCGCAUGGGUUUGACCGCCGACUCGUUCCGGAGGCGCACCCUCGACGACAAGCACAACCAGCUCAACAAGACCAUGAAGACCCGUCAUUUGCACAUGAUUGCCAUUGGUGGUUCCAUUGGUGCUGGUCUCUUUGUCGGUUCCGGAGGCGCUCUGCGUCGUGGUGGUCCCGCUGCUCUCAUUAUUGGUUUCGGCAUCAUCGGUGUGAUGAUGUUCAACGUCGUCUACGCUCUCGGUGAACUCGCUUACGUCUACCCGAUUUCCGGUGGUUUCUACACUUACUCUGUCCGCUUCAUCGAUCCGUCUUGGGGUUUCGCCAUGGGUUGGAACUACGUCGCUCAAUGGGCCGUGGUGUUACCGCUGGAAUUAACAGUCGCCGCCUUGGUCGUGAAUUCAUUCGACGGGUUCAACAUCAACAUAGCCGUCUUCAUCACAGUCUUCCUGGUCGCAAUCAUCAUCAUCUCGAUCUUCGGUGUCCUCGGAUACGCAGAGGAGGAAUUCUGGGUCUCCGCUCUCAAACUCUCCGCAGUCGUCGUCUUCCUCAUCAUGGGCCUCGUCUUCGUCCUCGGAGGCGGUCCAUCCGACGGUGAAUUCAGCACCUACCAAGGAGGAAAGAGAUGGCACAACCCCGGCGCCUUCGCCAACGGCUUCCUCGGCGUCUGCCAAGUCUUCGUGACCGCCGCCUUCUCCUUCUCCGGCACCGAGCUCGUCGGUCUCGCCGCCGCCGAAUCUGCCACCCCUCAAAAAUCACUCCCGGGAGCCAUCAAGCAAGUCUUCUGGCGCAUCACCCUCUUCUACAUCCUCUCCCUCCUCUUCGUCGGUCUCCUCGUCGACCACAACGACCCCCGCCUCCUCGGCGACCCCAACGCCUCCGGCCUCAUCAACGUCGCCUCCUCCCCCUUCAAAAUCGUCGCCGACGCAGGCGGUGUCCCCGGUUUCGGAAUCUUCAUCAACAUCGUCGUCCUCCUCGCCGUCGUCUCCAUCGGUCUCUCCGGCGUCUACGGCGGCUCCCGCACCCUCACCGCUCUCGCCGAGCAAGGCUACGCCCCCAAAAUCUUCUGCUACAUCGACAAAGCCGGCCGACCCCUCUACUCCACCCUCUUCAUCAUCGCCUUCGGCCCCCUCGCCUACCUCGGCCUCGCAUCCUCCGGCGAAACCGUCUUCAACUGGCUCCUCUCCCUCUCCGGUCUCGCCGCCCUCUUCACCUGGGGCUCCAUCUGUCUCGCGCACAUCCGCUACCGCGCCGCAUGGAAGUACAACGGCCACUCCCUCGACGAACUCCCCUUCAAAGCCAUCUUCGGCGUCUACGGUUCAUGGGUCGGUCUCAUCCUCGUGGUGCUCGUGCUCAUCGCGCAGCUGUACACUGCCAUCCAGCCGAUGGACGUGGAGGCCUUUUUCCUCAACUACCUCGCUUUCUUCGUCGUCGUGUUCUUUUAUCUCGUCGGGUAUGCGUGGAAGCGCGGCCGAUGGAUUAAAAUCCACGAGAUUGAUAUCGACUCGGGGAGGAGGGCGAUUGAUUAUGAGGCUUUUGAGGCGGAGAAGUUGAGGACGAAGAAUCACGGUGCUUUUAGGAGGUUUAUGGGGAAGAUGUUUUAG